Molecule: messenger RNA, 708 nt
Organism: Nicotiana tabacum (common tobacco)
Lineage: Eukaryota; Viridiplantae; Streptophyta; Magnoliopsida; Solanales; Solanaceae
Molecular function (GO): calcium ion binding
Source: RefSeq, a predicted model, not a curated record
UGUUAGCGUAAUUUUUACAAUUAUUAAUUAAAUUCAAAUUCCCCAGCCAUAUAUAUCCUAUUCCCACUUCACAAGCACUACCUCAGAGUAGUUUCUGAAUCAGUUAAAAAAAAAUAAAAAUGGGAGUAGUGAUCAUAGACGGAUCAACAAUUCGAGACUUCGUAAACGACGAAGCAGCUUUUGCAAAGGCAAUUGAUAAAGGAUUCACCGAUUUGGACCUCAACAACGACGGCGUUUUAUCCCGUUCCGAGCUUCGCAAAGCGUUCGAGUCUCUCCGCCUCAUAGAGGCUCACUUCGGCGUCGACGUUGCCGCCUCGCCGGAGGAACUCACCCGCCUCUACGAUUCCAUAUUCGAGAAGUUCGAUUGUGACCACAACGGCACCGUUGACCGACAGGAGUUUGGGAAUGAGAUGAGGAAGAUUAUGCUGGCGAUCGCCGAGGGACUUGGAUCGUCGCCGAUUCAAAUGGCUCUUGAUGAUAGUGACCAGAAUUUGAUCAAACAAGCUGCCGAUCUCGAAGCUUCUAAGCUUCCUGCCUAAUUAAUUAUAACCGGUUUCCAGUUCUUUAGCAAAAUAAGUCCUUUUUCUAUUGUUUCAAUAUUCAGUCAUGUCUUGUUUUCAUGCUGUGUUCCCAAUAAUUCUGUACUUUUACAUAGUUAUACGUUAUAUGCAAAUGAAAUGUGGGACAACUUUAUGCAUUUCCAUCUAA